Molecule: messenger RNA, 3693 nt
Organism: Pygocentrus nattereri (red-bellied piranha)
Lineage: Eukaryota; Metazoa; Chordata; Actinopteri; Characiformes; Serrasalmidae
Gene: zdhhc9
Product: zinc finger DHHC-type palmitoyltransferase 9
Exons: 9
Coding region: 1-1158 (385 amino acids)
Biological process (GO): protein targeting to membrane; peptidyl-L-cysteine S-palmitoylation
Cellular component (GO): endoplasmic reticulum; Golgi apparatus
Molecular function (GO): protein-cysteine S-palmitoyltransferase activity
Source: RefSeq, a predicted model, not a curated record
AUGUCGGCGGUAAUGCUUCCCAGAAAGGUGACUCGAAAAUGGGAGAAACUCCCGGGGAAGAACACUUUCUGCUGCGACGGACGUGUGAUGAUGGCCAGGCAGAAAGGAGUAUUUUACCUGACGCUGUUUCUCAUCAUUGGGACCUGCGCUCUCUUCUUCGCAUUCGAGUGCCCGUACCUGGCUGUCCACCUGUCUGCUGCCAUCCCGGUCUUUGCUGUGGUGCUCUUCCUCUUUGUCAUGGCCAUGCUGCUGAGGACCAGUUUCAGUGAUCCGGGCGUGCUACCCCGUGCCCUGCCUGAGGAGGCCAACUUCAUCGAGAUGGAGAUUGAAGCAGCCAAUGGCAACAUCCAGGCUGGCCAACGUCCUCCUCCCCGCAUUAGGAACGUGCAGAUCAACAACCAAAUCGUCAAGCUGAAGUACUGCUACACCUGCAAGAUCUUCAGGCCUCCUCGCGCCUCCCAUUGCAGCAUCUGUGACAACUGUGUGGAUCGUUUUGACCAUCACUGCCCAUGGGUUGGGAACUGUGUUGGAAAGAGGAACUACCGCUACUUCUACCUGUUCACACUCUCUCUCUCCCUCCUCACCAUCUACAUCUUCACUUUUGAUAUUGUCCACGUUGCACUGCGCUCGGUGGACUCUGGAUUUUUGAACGCUCUUAAAGAAACCCCUGGAACUGUGAUAGAGGUCCUGGUGUGCUUCUUCACACUCUGGUCUGUGGUGGGACUGACCGGCUUCCAUACGUACCUGAUCUCCCUCAACCAGACCACCAACGAGGAUAUAAAAGGCUCGUGGUCGGGGAAGAACCGUGUCCAAAACCCAUACAGUCACAAGAACAUCAUGAAGAACUGCUGUGAGGUGCUCUGUGGUCCCACUUACCCCAGUGUUCUGGACAGAAGAGGGGUGAUGGCAGAAGACUCUCUUAGCUCCACACCUUCUCCACCCACUUCUGAUGUUGUAGCCACCAAGAGUAACCCAGUUACACCAAACACAAAAACCACGGCUCCACUGAUCCCUAACGAGCACACUCCUGACGAGGCCAAGCCCAGUAUUGCUGCAGCUGCCCAGAAGACCACGAAAGAGGAGAAAGUGUCCAGCCCUAGGGACUCUGGCCCUAAAGUAUCCCCUGCCCCCAUUGUUGUCAAGGAGUCUGCCCACUAGGUCUUUGCCACAUACCUUUAAACACUCGUCUGUUAAGGAACUCACACAUUUAAACUGUGGAAAAAGUGUCAGAGAGAGACUCUGAAUGAGACUCUGAGGCUCAGAGCAGUGUCUGUUCUUCAGUGCCCAUGUCCAGAUGAACAGCCUCUCAAAGCGGCCACUCCCUCACUGUUGAAGGCUCCUGGAGGCGCCUCGCCACCACUCCCUUUUUCUCUAAAACGCUGCAUGACACAAACACGUACAAACUGACUCGUGUUUUGUUGACUGUCUACCUGCAAUGCUUUCCUUCAAGUGGCAUUACUUGUUCCUGAAUGGCCAUUUACCAUUCAUUGAUGUUCCAUCCAUUUGAACUAAUCUAAACCCUGUAGAACAUGCAAUUCUAGAUUCUGUAGUACUUGGUGCAACAGGUCCUAUGCAACACAGAAAUGGCUUUGAAGAUGGUGAGAACUGUCGUGCAGGAUUCGAUUAAAUAUGAACGGUUGACCUAUGAUCAGACCGGACACAUUGACAUUGGACUGAAUAUGAAUUUGCUUUGGCUGUGGUUCCCCAUAGGCGUAACCGCACACCUCCCUGCUUCCUACAUCAUCUUAUUAUUGUUUUAAAGCAUUAAUUUAGGCAACAGUAAGUUAACUCACCUGUUUUCUUUAAUGUCAAAAGCAUCUGUGCUUUACUGAGACCUGCAUUCAAUAUGAAAUGUUUCAGGUCAGUACAUGAAGGCCACUCACAGGCAUCUCUUGUGUUUCAGCGAAGCCGGCCUGUUGUCGACAGACACUAGUAACAGUGCCUUAUCUGAAAGCUGCACUAUCUCAGACAACUAAGGCCAUUCGCAGAGAAACACUUCAGAUUUUCAUGUCAUAGUACUAAAUAUUCUAUGUUGAGUAUUAAAGAGUUGGCUUUUUUGUUUGACAGAACACCAAUGAUACGCUGACAAGCAAAAAAAAAAAAAGUAAAAACAAAGAAAGCCAUGGUAUAAAUGUAUAUAGUGUAAAGUAAGUUGUGGAUCUUCUACAAGAAGUGGCUGAAUUUGCCUCAUUCACCUGGUGACUGUGCACCCUCCUACUGCAUUCAUCCUCAUCCUCUCCUGGUCUUUUCCCUGUAGGCAAUUUUUGUUCUCAGUAUUCCUGUUAUUUUCUUUUUCCUUCUGUCCCUCCUGUGAGUGAGUGAUGAUCACUCAGAGCUGACAGAUCCCCGCUGUGAGCAGCAAAGCUGGAGAAAGAGUAGAUGGGAUUUAGUUCACAAAAUUUUCAUCAUCUGAGAGACGCCAGGCCCUGGGAACUGAAGAGUGUUUACAAGAGAUCGAAGAUGCAUCAAAUGAUGUAGGCAACAUAUUUAACCCAUGCUAGUCUGUGAUCUGUGCGAGUGUCUUUUCUUUCAAUGCAUUUUAUUCUUUCUUUGUAAGCUAGAGUAGGUGCCUCUCUGUGUGUAUGCUUAAGCAAAGUUUUAGUGGAAGGAUGUUCUAGGUGUUAAAUGAUGAACGAUUGCAAAUUCACAGAAUUCACAGAAGCCUGUGGAAUAUUGUGUGCUGGAUGAAACCUUUUUUGUCAUAUUGUUCCUUUUCUUCUUCUUCUUCUCCCUUUUUUGUGCUAAUUGGAAUGGGGUGGGGCAAUAUGUGAUUACACUUUGUUUUUUUGAGAAAUAUGACCAAGCAGAAUUUGUCUCUUAAGAUUCAAAAGGAAGAGAGCAAGCAGUCAGUAUUUGUGAUUUCUGUGAAAAGAUUUGGAACUGAUGGGCUCUCUCUCUCUCUCUCUCUCUCUCUCUCUCUCUCUCUCUCUCUCUCUCUCUCUGUAAAUAUAUGUGAGAGUGUGAGCGAGAGUGGGAGAGAAUGAGAGAGAGAGAGGGAGAACUUUUACCAAGAGAAAAUUUGCUGAUAUUUAUGGAUACAUUUGCAUGUUAACAGCUAGUUUCCUAUAUAAUUUUCAGAGCUGUUUUUGAGUCAUCUAAGUUGCUUUUUUCAGUUGAGUAGUACUCUGGAUCUGUACCUUCAAGCACCAGUAAAAAAUUGCUGCAACUGACAGGUCAGAUUCUGGUUCUGCUUUAUCAGAGGCCUUUGACCACCAACAGCAGAUCACGGUUACAAACCACUGAAAUGCGUGAUGUGCAUUUAACAUUUUAGCAAACUCUGAGCUAUUUUGAUACGUUUUUUGCCAAUUUCGUAGUAGGAGUCAAUAUUAAUGUUAAUAUUCUUCAAUAUAAAUAUUCUUUAUUCUUUAAUCAGCAGGCCAGCGGGAUUAACAGUGUUCAUUUCAUGGUUCAGCUUAAAAUAAUGGUCAAUCAAAAAAUCAAUCAAUUAAACAACCUAAUGCCAAGUCAUUGUAGGGGUUAAAAUGUAUUGAAAAAUUAGCAAAGGAAGGUCGGCUCUAGAUAUGUUUACAAAUGUAGAAUGUAUACUGUAUAAGGCAUCACAGGUUGAUUUAUGUUCACUUUUCUUUGUAUUGACACUGUGAUUCUCUCAUACUUACUUCUCACUUCUUUUUACAUGCUGGAUCGGUGUGUGUGUGUGUGUGUAUGUUCAUUAAAUUAUACAAUGUCUUAUUA